Messenger RNA from Pneumocystis jirovecii RU7, 693 nucleotides. RefSeq lists its product as uncharacterized. Gene Ontology annotation, cellular component: nucleus; cytoplasm. The record is from RefSeq and is a predicted model, not a curated record. Gene Ontology annotation, molecular function: protein binding. Lineage: Eukaryota; Fungi; Ascomycota; Pneumocystomycetes; Pneumocystales; Pneumocystaceae. Bases 1 to 693 code for a protein of 230 amino acids. The transcript has 5 exons.
AUGGAAAAAAAUAUCCAUUUAGCAAGUUUUAAUGGCAAUAAAGAUCUUCUUAUUUCACUACUCUUUGACAAUCCAUCCUCUAUUAAUGCACAGGAUCAAGAUCGACGAACUGCAUUACACUGGGCAUGUGUUGGAUCACAAACAGAUAUUGUUUUUUGGCUUCUUGAAAGACCAGAUAUUGAUAUUAAUAUAAAAGAUGAAGGAGGCUGGACAGCACUUCAUAUUUCUGCUUCCAUGGGGAAUAAUGAAAUUGUAUCGAAAAUUUUAUCACUAGAAAACUGUGAAUUAUCAGCUAAAAAUAAUGGAGGACAAACUGCCUUACACUAUGCAGUAAGCAAAAACCACCUAAAAGUUGCUGAAAGAAUUCUUGAAAAAGCUUCUUUUUUGGCUCAAGAAAAAGAUAAUCAACAUCAAUUGCCAUUGCAUCGAGCAGCUGCAAUUGGAUCAAUACCUAUGAUUCGUCUUCUUCUUUCAUAUGAUUCACCUAUCAAUGCACAAGAUAUUGGAGGAUAUACACCGCUUCAUCAUGCUUUUGAAGAGUGCCAUCCAGAAGCAGUUGUUGAAUUAUUAAUACAAGGGGCCAAUAUUUUAAUAAAAAACAAUGAAGACAAAACCCCAGAAGAAGUGUGUGGCGACAUAAAUAUUAAGAAAAAGGUUUUGACAAUUUGUGAAGAUAGAGGAAUAAAAAUAUAA